CUGAGUUGAACGAUCAAAUAAAAACAGAAAAUACUGGCAACAUAAGCUCGAACCUGGGUUUCCCAAGGAGUGUCGGCGGGCGAUUGAAGUCCGUAUAUAACAAGGUCGCAACGAGGAGGGAGCCGCAGUCCACGGUACGCAGUUGAAUUCCAUGAUGGCUCGUAACGUGGCAGCGGUCUCUCUCUUCGUGGCUAUGUGCCUCGUAGCUGCAGAUGCUGGAAGCAGCAAGUACGGACAGAGACCUGUUGGGAUCCAAAAACCUGUCGGUGUCCACGGUAGUGUCCACGGCGGUGGAGGCCUCGGUGGUGUCCACGGCGGUGGAGGCCUCGGUGGUGUCCACGGCGGUGGAGGCCUCGGUGGUGUCCACGGUGUUGGAGGAGUCGGUGGAGGCCUCGGUGGUCUCCAAGGCGGUGGAGGCCUCGGUGUGCCCACGUGUUGGAGGAGUCGGUGUGUCCAUGGUGUUGGGGACUCGGUGGUGCCCACGGUGUUGGAGGACUCGGUGGUGCCCACGGUGUUGGAGGAGUCGGUGGUGUCCAUGGUGUUGGAGGACUCGGUGGUGCCCACGGUGUUGGAGGAGUUGGUGGUGUCCACGGCGUUGGAGGAGCCGGUGGUGUCCACGGUGUUGGAGGAGUCGGUGGUGUCCAUGGUGUUGGAGGACUCGGUGGUCUCCAAAGCGGUGGAGGGCUCGGUGGUGUCCACGGCGUUGGAGGAGUCGGUGGUGUCCACGGUGUUGGAGGAGUCGGUGGUGUCCAUGGUGUUGGAGGACUCGGUGGAGGACUCGGUGGUGUCCACGGCGUUGGAGGAGUCGGUGGUGUCCAAGGCGUUGGAGGACUCGGUGGUGUCCACGGCGCUGGAUCCUUCAACACCGCUCAUUACCCUGGCCUUGUGCCUGGUUACAGCUUCCACGACCAGAGACCAGCGCUCGGCUCUAACAAGUGCAAGUACUGGUGCAAAAGUGAUAUUACUAACAAGUACUACUGCUGCCAACGACCUUACCAGGGAUAGAUUCUCAGUUCCUCAUUGGAUUACAUUCGUUUUUUGUUAUUCAACUCUUAUGUAGAGAAUAUGUUACUUCUGAAAUAAAGCACAAUCUUUUA
Molecule: messenger RNA, 1097 nt
Organism: Penaeus vannamei (Pacific white shrimp)
Lineage: Eukaryota; Metazoa; Arthropoda; Malacostraca; Decapoda; Penaeidae
Source: RefSeq, a predicted model, not a curated record